CAGGUUCCCGUCUUAUCUUUGAAAGGAAUCUUCACUAUAUUAUCUGGUCAGCAUCAGUGACAGGAGUGUCCGCGGAAAGACUUCAAUUGCUAUUUCCAUUCAAUCGUUAUGUGCAUGUCCACAUAUCUUCCGGCAUUGAUUCGAAUAUAAUCUUUUUUUUUUCUCCUACUUUCUUUUCAAUCUGGCAACUAGCAUAAGCGUUCGAAGUAGCCGAUUACAUGAAUUGUUCAUAUCCCGUUUCAGAUCUGAGAGCAUCCGGAGUCGAUAUGGAAUCCGAAUCUCCACGGCACUCGAUCACAAUGGCAUCGUCCCUAAACGAAGACAUGAUCGGGGAAGAUAUCGAAAAAGCUCAGACUCUGUCUGCAUCCCACGCAGCCGAUCCGCUGGACCUUGUUCAGAGUUGCAUGUCCCAUCAGGACAUGCAUGCAGUGACGAAUGACUAUAUCGAACCUAACGCUGAUCAGUACACACGCUUCUCGCGAGCACGGAAGAUAGGAAUUGUCGCUAUUCUUUCCUUUUGUUCAUUUCUGGCUCCUGUCUCUUCGACUUCGAUUCUGUCUGCAGUUCCUGAAGUUGCCAGCACCUUCAAUACGACGGGGAGUGUGAUCAAUGCCAGCAAUGCCUUAUACAUGGUUUUUAUGGGUAUGGCAGCUAUGUUUUGGGGUCCACUGAGUCAAGUUUGGGGCCGUCGUCCUAUCUGCAUUGCCAGUGCGUUUCUAUUCUUUGCGUUUAGCAUAGGCACAGCGCUAUCUCCGAACUUGGCGUCCUACUAUAUAUUUCGGGUGCUCACUGCCUUCCAAGGAACAUCAUUCUUGGUUGUAGGUAGCUCAGCUAUCGGGGACAUAUAUGCGCCUGCAGAUAGAGCAACUGCGCUGGGCUGGUUUCUUUCAGGAACCCUUAUCGGACCUGCAAUAGGCCCUUUCAUUGGAGGAGUCAUAGUUACUUUCCGAUCUUGGAGGGUUAUCUUCUGGCUCCAGUCAGCCCUAGGAGGAUUGGCUACCGUCCUCGUCGUUCUAUUCAUCACGGAAACUAUCCCAUACAAGACCUGCGGCAAGCUUGCAGGGCUUUCAGUGCCACAGAAGACGCAGGCAAUUUGGCACCUCAUCUCGCCAAUUCGGGUUGCGGUUCUUCUCUUUUCCUAUCCUAACCUCAGCUUCGCUGGUCUGGCUGCAGGUGCCCUUGUCUGGAACCAAUAUUCUCUACUGACACCGAUUCGAUACGUCUUGAAUCCACGUUUUCAUCUCACGUCCCCUAUCGAAUCUGGUCUCUUCUACAUGGCUCCUGGUUGUGGGUACUUAUUGGGCACGCUCAUGGGAGGCCGUUGGGCCGACUAUAUCGUGAGGAAGUGGAUUCGCAAACGUGGCAAUGUCCGGAUUCCCGAAGAUCGUCUGAAGUCAUGCCUGGAAUUCAUCUGCAUUGUGAUUCCCGGAAGCAUUCUCAUCUACGGAUGGACAGUGGAGAAAGAAGUGGGUGGAGUCCCUGUCCCGGUAGUGGCCAUGUUCGUGCAAGGAGUCGCCCAGCUUUUCUGCUUUCCCAGUCUCAACACCUACUGUUUGGAUGUAAUGCAGUCCAAGGGCCGAAGUGCGGAGGUAGUCGCGGGUAACUACAUGCUUCGGUACGUCUUCGCCGCCAUUGGCACUGGCGUUGUCCUUCCAGCAAUCGAGGCAAUAGGGGUUGGAUGGUUCAGCACUAUCAGUGCAUUUUUCCUCCUGUUCUCUGGCCUCCUCGUCUGGGCGACAACAAUUUGGGGCCCCAAAUGGCGACAAAGGGUGGACGAGAAAAAUCGACGGAAGAAGAUCGAACAGAGCAAUGCAGAUGCUCAGAGGCAAGCAGCAGAAGAAGAGGUGCACCCUGCUGCCCAGGAUAGCGAAAAGCAGUGAAACGUUACACCUAUCCUUGACUCUCAACUUCAAGGGACCGCUCUUUUCCUAUUGUGAUUU
Paecilomyces variotii is the source of this 1940-nucleotide messenger RNA. Its product is annotated as MFS transporter. The transcript has 3 exons. Gene Ontology annotation, molecular function: transmembrane transporter activity. Bases 219 to 1880 code for a protein of 553 amino acids. The record is from RefSeq and is a predicted model, not a curated record. NCBI's taxonomy places the organism in Eukaryota, Fungi, Ascomycota, Eurotiomycetes, Eurotiales, Thermoascaceae. Gene Ontology annotation, biological process: transmembrane transport.